This is a messenger RNA of Passer domesticus (house sparrow), 8334 nucleotides long. RefSeq names its product complement C6 (gene C6). NCBI's taxonomy places the organism in Eukaryota, Metazoa, Chordata, Aves, Passeriformes, Passeridae. The transcript is spliced from 18 exons. Bases 4826 to 7648 code for a protein of 940 amino acids. Gene Ontology annotation, molecular function: protein binding. The record is from RefSeq and is a predicted model, not a curated record. Gene Ontology annotation, cellular component: membrane attack complex. Gene Ontology annotation, biological process: complement activation.
GGCUUCACUCAUGGGCUGAACUUGAUGAAUUUGAGAAACAUCAAGAGGAGACCCCACAGCACUUGUCAGCUCUUGCCUGUGAAACAGCUGUACAGAGUCACGAACCACAGCUCUGCCUCACAGAACUGCUGGUAAUCCUGGGCAAGGCUGACUGGUUCAGAUUCUGCAGAGAAAGGAAGUUUGUCCCAGGACAGGCUCUGGAGAAAACAGCAGAGCCAGAGAAUCACAACUUUCAGCACAGAGUCUGAGCUAGGAGUGGGUACACUGGGGAAGGAGCCCAGGUUAGGGGUGCACCCAGUUCCCUUCAGCUUUCCCUAGUGAGGUGGCUGUCAGAUGCUGUUUUAAUCAAACAAAGUAACUUACUUUGAUUGAUAAUUAUCAGAGUUGUUUGAUAGUAGUUAUCAUUGUUUAUCAGGGAUCCUUAUUGCUUUGCACUGUUCUUUUUGAAGUUUUUCUGUCCCUUUGUUUUUCUGUCAGGCGGGAUGUUAUCUUCUAAUCUUCCAAGUUUUCAGCAACAUUACCUCUUUCAGGAAGCCGAGAUCUACCAGCAAACUGUCUGGAAGUAAAUUGAAAUAAGUCUGUGGAACCUGUAAAGGAAAAUUUCAGUUUCUAGUAGUUGCACACAUUAGUAGACCUUCUGUCCCCAUGCAAGGAAGCCCAGCACAGCAGGUGACCCCUGCAGUUGCAAAGUGUAUUUCCAGUGGCCUGGAACAGAGCCUUUCCCCACUUUCUACGGCUUGGGUCAGCUUCUGAAAGGUGGUUCCCAGGGAGCACCAAAGCCUGUAGGCAGGCAGUAUGCAGCUUCCUUGCUGCUGACAGAUAACAUUGGGGAAAUCAGCUGUGGCACAGCCUGCUGCCUCCUGCACUCUAGUUAUUCUGGCAGAUACUCAUGAUACAAUGAUCUGAAUCCACUGAGUUAGUUGUGUGAAAUGACAGGUAUUUUAUCCUGUGUUUUAUCUAGAAUAUCUGUUAUGCUAUGGGGUACAAGUGCCUCACAGCUCUGUUGUCCCUCCUGUUUGACAGCACUCCAGAAAUGCCAUUUCUCACAGAAAAACUAAGCACAAAUGCAGUAUCCAACAUGUCUUGCUGGGUGAUGUGUCGGGGAUUCCAAAUCUGGUCUUGUUCACUGUCUCAGACUUCAGCAUCCCUCUCUCACUCCGGUGCUCCAGUGCCUGUGUGUACCAAGAGAGAGAUAAUUUGCUGAAUGACUUCAACAGUGACAGAAGUAAUUUAGGCAGCAAAUGGAAGACUGUGGUCUCACCUUGCCACGUGACAGACACUUUAGGAUAAAGUGGUGGUGCCAGCUCAUGUGCAGUGAUGCUCAUGGUCUAGCCAUGAACUGUGGGCCAGGUUGAUGAAGCAGAACAAGCACAUGUGGCCAGAAUGCUGCCAUCCCUCCCCUGCAUUUAUCCCUCUGUGGCCUUGCUGGCUGGUGGCUGCUGCAGGUUCCUCACUAUGGUGCAGGAGGUGUUCUCUAUUACAGCCAGUAUUAUGAGUGACUCUCCUGGGACAGACUCAGACUCUUAUUCAGCUGGUGCUGCCUUCUCCCUUGGAAGCUGGUUUGGAAAGCAGGGUACUAUGCAAAGGAUGGCUGCCUUUCCACCCACCUUUCCUGAUCAGGUGAGGGGGCCGAGUACUGAGUGAUGAAUGCCUGUCUGCAGCAUUUCUGUUGGUUCCAGUCCCUUCUGCUGCUGCUAAGGUGUCUUACAAGCACGGAACCUGGGAUUUAGUUUCUCCAUAAUUUUGGUCUUUCACUGUGUGAUAGAUGGAAACCACUUUUAAGGCAUUUCAGGCCUGGUAGAAUGGGUGGUUUUUUUGUUCAGGGAAAUGUGUUUAUGCUGUAAUUGUGCGGGGUGGGCCUGUAGUCUGCCUGAGCUAUUGCUGGGCACUCAAUAGGGAUAAAAUCCAACGUGGCUUCUAAAAGUGAGAAGCUUUAAGUUAAUUUCCAGGUAUGCUGUGGGGUAAAGAAGUGAUGAGACAAUGUUCUGGAAACAAAGGCAGGUACUGAGCUGGGGUUUCCAUCCUUAGCUCCAGGCCAAUCAUUACUAUUCGGUACAAACAAGAGGGCAGAAACUCAGCAAAAAGUGUUUGUGCUUGCAUCACCUCCUGGUGGUGCAAGCAGGGAAUAGGCUUUUCAGAGCUGAGUACCCUGAAAUGGGCCUAAUCCAGAGCAAAACAUCCUGAACAUAUUUUCAGAAGUGGCAGCUAGUUCUGCUUCCUACUAUCCUGAAAUUGCCUUGAUCAGACUCACACCCACACCCACAAUCCCAACAUGAUGAAGUCCUUAGUCCUACUGCAGAUGCUACAAAUACUUCUGGAUUAUUGAUUAAACUCAAGGAAGCAGAAAAUUCUGCAUAACAGAAAGAAUGCCUGACUUUGUUCAUUCAACAAAGCAGCUGAAGAGGGAAGCUGAUUCCAAACUGCCUCAUAAAACCUGAAUCUGCUCGUCCAAUCCUUGGACAUAAUUAGUUUUAUUUCACAGGUGCUGCUGUUCCACAGAAUCCUCCAUGCUGAUUCAAUCCCUCUUCUCCAAGUCUUGACUCUGCUCUACAAUCCCACACCUCCUUCAGCUCUGCAGUGGCACCCAGGGAGGAGGCAGAGGCAUAGGAUCCCUGGUGAAGCAGAGCACAAGUGGCAGAUGUCUGGCUGCAUGCAGGGCUGCCUGCCACCACUGUGCCUUGCCAGUGGCACUGCCACCCCUCUCCUCAGACAGCCCAGUGAGGGACAGACUGUAUAGGAUGUUCUAUGGUUCACUUUUCUUAUUGCCACAGGAUAUGUCAGAACAGUUCAGUAUUGAAGCCAUUCAGAUAACCUUUGUUCUUAAAGGUGUCUUAUUCUUUUUUGUUCUUUUUCUUUUUUUUUUAAUAUCCCUUCUCAUGGGGAGCAUAUAUGGAGGAAAAACAACUCUCUGAAUGAUUAAAUUAGUGCAAGGUGUAUUUUCCUCCCACUCUAUCCUGAUAGUAAAUUUUCAUUUGCUAUGUAGGGGUGAAAGAUUUCUCUUGUGCUUUGUUUUCAGGGGAAAAGCAGACAGAUGAAGCUAUGUCUGUAAGAUCAGUGUGAGAUGAAGGAUGUAGUGCACUAAACUCUUGCUAUUCAUUAUCUGAAGAACAGAAGGUUGGUGGUAACCAUCCACAGAUACAAAUUUUAUUCGACAGGAUAAGCAGCUUUUCCCAUCUCUAUACAUAGAGAGUAUGGAAAACACCAGGGGAUGUCACUUAAGUUGAAGACCUGUUUGAUUUGUUUUGCUUACCUCUCAAAAAAUGUUGUGGUGUUUUCCCCCUUCCCUUCUGUUCCCUUCUGUUCUUUCCCCUUUGCAGUUCUAGACUUUCUCCCUUCAGCAAAGGCUUUCAGUGAGAACAUGGGCUUCUCUAAGAGGAGAGUUAGAGGCUGGCUUGGGAGAAUAACACAGUUUUCUGACUACAAGGAAUUAGAUACAGGAUGAAAUAGACAAGACAUGACCUUGUGAAACCCUGCUAGAAAUGCUACAGUGUCAGGCAGAAUACUCACUGAAUUUCUUUGAGUACAGUGAUCGAAUAAAGCAAGUAAUUGUUGCAUAGGGCUUCAUCUCUUUUCCAAGCCGGCAUUCUUCGUGCAAGAAUCCAGGAAGUCAGGUAAGGAAAAAGAAAAUAUCUGUUCCCUUCUCACUGGCAAGACUGCUACUUCCUCUCUCUUAUAAUAUUUUUUAUUUGAUUAUACUUAAAUCUCUCUGAAAGGCUUGCUCAUUCAUAAGCUUUCCAUGUAAAAAGUGCUGCAAGUUCUCAUUGCACAACAGUGUGAAGACCUACUGCCUUUCUUUGCUAAGGGAGGAAGCAAUGGCUGGAUUUGAAAGUAUAAAAAUCAUAAUAGCAUAUGUGGCUAAAAGUCUUAAAGAAAAAAACAAUUGCACAAUUAAUUUCAAACUUUUUUGACACAAAGUAUUUUGGAAUAUUGUUUUGAAAAAAAUACUUUGGUUUUUAAAUGUCCUACUGAAUUUGGGGGGGAAUUUUUGAGGUAAACCAAAUUUAUAAUGCUCUACUGUAACAGCCUAUCAGAUUUAGUCUUGAUUCAACCUCAUGAUGAGGUUUGCAUUUUUUAAUUAAUACUUUUUUUUCUGGAUUUUUUUGUUGUUGUUUUUUGUUUACCAAGUAUUAUUACUUCCUAAAUGCUGCCAAUAACCUUCUGUCUCAGCAAAUAAAGUAUGAUUGACCACUAGCAUGGGAAACAGGCUAGAUGCUCUCAUUCUACUGCUGGUGGAAAAUUCAGAUUAGCUUUGAAUAGUGAUGGUUUGCAGUUUCAACAAGCUAGUCAAAACUUUGAGAAGGGAGAAUUCACUGCAAUAGAAUGCUUAUGCAAAGAGUUUUUAUAGGCAUGUAAAAUUAAUUGGUAACAGGCUAAUAGAUGGGGCUGCCUAGUCUUAAGGUCUUGUUUGUUGUUUUACAUACUGUAUAGGAAGAACUCUCAUAUUUUAUUCCAAUUUCUAGAAAAUAUUUUUGAGGAUACUUUUGAGCAAUGAAGAACAAUAACAAAUCUUUAUUUGUCACAUUCAAAAUAAUUUAUAAGCAACAUCUGAAACAAAAAUAAUGCACAAUUGUGUUAGUACUCCUGAUAAAUAAGUGGCCAAAAAACCCAUUGUGACUUCCACUCCAUAAAGUAUUGACUGAAUUACUGUAUUAUGUUUAUUAUUAUAUGUCUGUCAUGCAUGAUUCUCCCUUUUUGGAUGCUCUGCUUGGCACCUCUGUAUUUCGAAACAGAUUUAUAGACUGUGAGUUUCAGAAGAGACAUCUCUGUAAGAACCCUGGCAUAACUAACUGAUGGUUUCUUGAGCUUUUGUUGCUCAUCUCUGUAGAUGGACACCUUUGCCACGGGCAUGACUGUGCCAGUGCUCCUGGUCCUGCUGAGCCUGGUGAUUGGGAGCAGCCAGGGGUGCUACUGUGAACAUUACCCAUGGGGGUCGUGGUCUGCCUGCUCCCAGACCUGCAAUUUCGGCACACAGACCAGGCACAGGCAAAUAAGAAUGGAUGAAUAUUACAGCCAAAACUUCUGUGACCAGCUGUGCACAAAGCAAGAAUCUCGUCCAUGUAACCAGCAAACAUGUCCUAUCAACUGUCAGCUUGGAGACUUUGGCCCUUGGUCAGAAUGUGACCCAUGUGUUAAAAAACAAUUCCGUACCCGGCCACUUCUGCGACCAUCCCAGUUUGGGGGCCAGGCCUGCACCGAGCCACUGGUGGAUUCCCGUCCAUGUUUCCCAGCUAAGCUCUGCAACAUAGUGGAAGUUGACUGCAAGAAUAAAUUUCGGUGUGAGAGUGGUCGCUGUAUUUCAAAAACACUGGAAUGUAAUGGAGAAAAUGACUGUGGGGACAACUCUGAUGAAAGAAACUGCAGAAGGAAAAAGACUGUGUGUAACCGAAAGUAUGAGAGCAUCCCAGGUGUGCAAUUAAUAGGCAGUGGAUUUCACAUUCUGUCAGGCGAGAGCCGAGGGGAAGUUCUUGGCAACUCAUUCAACGGAGGACGGUGCACAACAGUGAAGCACAAUGAGACAAGGAAAUUGUAUCGUGUCCCUGCAAAUCUGGAGGCUGUCAGCUUUCAGGUAACAGAUGAAGAGGAUGAUGUCACAUCAGAAUUCUAUGAAGAUUUAACUCCCCUGAGUGAAAGUGUUUCUAGCAGUAGUUCAUCCACUCAUAGUGGUAAACAUUCUUCUGGUAUCCCAUUUUUAUUCUCAAGAAAGACACGGGUCCAGGUUACAUCGUCUUCAUCCUUCAAGAAAGCUAUUGAAGCCUCCUAUGAAAAGAAUUCCAACUUUAUUAGAGUCCAUAAAGUAAUUUCGGUUGCAAACUUCACAAUGAAACAGUCAGAUCUGCAGCUAUCAGACGUCUUUCUAAAAGCACUUAACCAGCUGCCCCUGGAGUACAACUACGCUUUAUACAGCAGAAUAUUUGAUGAAUUUGGCACUCAUUACUAUACCUCUGGGAAGAUGGGUGGCUCCUAUGAUCUUCUUUACCAGUAUAGCUCUGAGGAACUGCAGAACUCAGGCCUGUCUAUUGAGGAAGCAACAGAGUGUGUCCGAACAGAAACAACCAGGCGUGUGUUCUUCAAGAAGAAAAAGAAAGUCAGUACCAGAUGCACCACAAACAGGAUGACUGUGAAACAUGAAGGUUCCAUUUUGGAGUCAGCUGAACGAUCAAUUUCCCUGGUGAAAGGUGGCAGGUCAGAGUAUGCAGCAGCUCUGGCCUGGGAGAAAAAGGGGGCUUUUCCAGGACACACAGUCUUUAGAGACUGGCUGGAAUCAACAAAGGACAAUCCUGUGGUGAUUGACUUUGAGGUGUCCCCCAUCGUGGAUCUGGUGCGGAACGUGCCGUGCGCGGUGACCAAGCGCCGCCACCUGCGGCGGGCGCUGCGGGAGCAGGCGGGCGGGCGGGCGGCGUGCCGCUGCGCGCCGUGCCCCGGCGGCGGCCGCGCCGUGCUCUCGGGCACCCGCUGCCUCUGCCUGUGCCCGCCCGGCGCCUCCGGCCCCGACUGCGCCGUGCGGGCUCCGGGACCCGCUGCAGUUGCUGUUGAUGGCCAAUGGGGUUGCUGGUCUGAAUGGAGUCCAUGUGAUGCUUCCUUCAAAAAAAGAAGGACCCGGGAAUGCAAUAACCCCUCCCCAAUGAAUGGUGGGAAGCCAUGUGAAGGGGAGCAGGAAGAAGAGGAGGACUGUUAUGUCUCCAUGUUCACAGACAGAGGUGCUCCUUGUAUAAAUGAUGAUGAAGCCACAAGAGAAGAGAAUGUCUUGAUUGGUGAACCUGAGUCUGGAUGUUCUAGGCCAGAACCACCAGAACACAGCUUUAUCAGGAAUGAAAAGAACCAGUAUGCUGUUGGGGAGGAAGUUGAAAUUGCUUGUGUGAGUGGGCAUAGCCUCAUUGGCUAUCAAUACCUUCGGUGUCUGCCAGAUCAAACCUGGACACAGCAACAUAUUGAGUGCCAACCCUCAGUAUGCCUCAGGCCACCAAUAUCUGACAGUGUCACAAUUUCCCCAUUUAAGCAACAGUACAACAUUGGUGAAACAAUGAAGCUGAGCUGCCAAGCUGGGUUUAUAAUCACUGGUCACACAAAGUAUACCUGUGGGAAAGACCUGUCCUGGAUACCUCCUAUUUUGAGGUCUAUUACAUGUGAAAAAGAUGUGUUAACCCAAAUUAGAGGUAUUUGCAGUCCAGGACAAAAACAGGUUGGAUCACAGUGUGUUUGUAUGUCUCCAGAAGAAGAUUGUGGCCACUACUCAGAAGACAUCUGUGUGCUACAUGCUGUUUCUGAACAGAAUGUGACCAAGCCCAGCUGUCAGUACUCAGCUGAAAUGUGCCUUGGAGUGCAGUCAUUUCAUUUCUUGCAUGCUGGCCCUUGCCAUGGUAAUUCCAACCUGGACUGGGCUAUUGAGAGGGCAAAGCUCUCUACAAAUAGCUUGAAGAAAGUGCCCUGUGGCUAUGACACCUGCUACGACUGGGAGGAUUGCCAAGAGCCGCAGACCCAGUGCUCCUGCCUGAUGCCUUACCAGUGCCCCAAAGGAGAGAUCCGCCCUCACUGCAUCCAAAUGGAGAUGACGGGGAGGAGGAGGACAGUCAGUCAUUGCAUGCUGGCAGCCAUGAAGUGUGCUGGCAUCAAACUGCAGGUGCUGGAGCAGGGGAGCUGCCUACCAUAACCCGUUUGCUCUCUGCACACACCGUGAUCACUGCAUCAAAUGCAAACUAAGCCACCCACGGAAAAGCUUGGUUAUGAAAUGAUAAAUGUAUCAAAACAAAAGGAUGAGAGAAAAAGUCCAGCUUGUUAAACAGCUUUCUGGGAGACGAGUGACAGUGACUUUUUUCUGUCUGAAAAUUACCUGGGCUCGGGGGUAUAAAGGGCAACUUGUCAUUGCUGACACCUCUGGGAAUGUGCAGAGGAAGGGAGGGGAACAAAUGUAAAUGGAAAAAAAAAAUAUUGCCUUUGGUCUCCCCUAGAUCUGGAUGAGACUUUUCCUUUCCUCAGCCAUUUGUUGCUUUGUCCUUGUGCUUGUGACUGCUGUUCACUCUUGUCUCACUGGCUGAGUACCUGCUGUAUCACAUAGGCAAACAGAACAAGCACUUCAGUACCACUUCUGACAUCAAAUGGGGAAGGGGUAGCAAGAAGCUUCCUGCAGAACAAAUGGAAGGAGCAAUACCAAAAUGAUGUGAUUUUAAUUGGAGUAGCUGAAGGGAAAAGGUGUUUGCUUUCUGUGUUUGUUCACUGGGUUUCAGAUUUAGGCAGAAAGCCUGAAGCAUAAGGCUAGCAGAAUUUCUAUAGUACCUCUCAACGUGAAUUAAGAAUGUUUGUACUUUAAAUAUAAAAUAAACAUUAAUGAACAAUGCA